Molecule: messenger RNA, 1735 nt
Organism: Saccoglossus kowalevskii
Lineage: Eukaryota; Metazoa; Hemichordata; Enteropneusta; Harrimaniidae
Cellular component (GO): cytoplasm
Source: RefSeq, a predicted model, not a curated record
GUUUGGUGUAUUUACAAUAUGUAAAUGAGACAAGAAGAGCUUGGAUGCCAAACCAGGUUACAGGAGUGGACACUGUGAGGGCGCUAUUCGUUCGUGCAUUUCCCAAACUGCUGUCUAUGCCACUGAUAGAGCGAACUGGCAAGACGAUUUACAUCCGUGAUCGGAUCACUGAAAUAUUCUAUGAGCUUCAAAAUCUACAAGAAAUCAGAGAUCGGACGGUUUUAAGGUUAGUUGAGGGAACACCGUCAUCAGUAACUGAUUCUUAUUCACCAGUUCCAUCAACUCCCAGCAGGAAUUAUUAUUCAGAACCAGAAUUUGAUGACACUGCAAGAGAUAUGAGGCAACAUCGACAUGUUACUACAACAAUAAAUAGAUAUCAACAACAACAAAAACAAAAAUCCAAACAACCCCCUGUGCCACCCCCACGAGCUGAUAUGGUAUAUACAACAAAAGUUGUGAGGAAAGACAGAAGACUUUCAGAUGAGCGUGACUCCAGAACUCUUCCAUCAAACACUGUGAAGCAGUCGGAAACUAGUGGUUUCCGAGCUGUACCAUCGUCACGAUCCUUCACCCUUCCUGCAAAUGUACAAAGAGAGGAAAGAGUGAGACAGCCAAGUCCCACAAAACAUUUAUAUGCCGUGCCUGUCAGACAUGUUGCUGGAAGCCCUGCAUCAAGACCUACGUCUGCACCACCAACUUCCAUUAAAUCCCAAACUUAUGAUACUCCUAAGAAAAUAGAAUACACUACAGCACACGGUGUUAAGCCAACUAAUCCAGAGUAUUUAUUGCGACAACAACGUUCAAUGCCACAAUUGAAUGGUAGUAUAAGUGAUAGUGAAGCAUUACGAGUUCAGUCGGUGUCAGGGAGAUCAACACCUGCCAUGAGUGACAGUGAUGCAAGUUUUCGAAUGUCUGUUAUGGAACAGCAGAUUGCAAACUUGGCUGGAUUGGUUCGUACAGCAUUAGUGAAAAAGAAAACAGAUAGAAGAAAUUCAAGUGAUCACUCUAGUUGUUCAAGUCAAGAAGACCUUGUUAAUUUAACUGAAGAAAUUAUGCGUACAACUAAAAGAAACAGUUUUUCGCUGUCUGAGAGCUCACGAUCUUUGAGAAGUGAAGUAUCACAACAGACAUUACGUAGAGAUGAUAGUUCAACAACACCACAGGCAUGUUCCCCGAUACAGAAUGUUGAAAUUGUCUACAUGGCGCAUGCCUUGAAAAAGAACUGCAAGCAAUUGAGAGAGGAUUUACGCCAGAUUCGAAAACUGCAUUUGCAUCAGACACAGCAAAGUAGGGAAAUGGUACGAGAAGCGUUUCAGAAUAUUCAGUUUGUAAUACAAAGUAAGCCAUCAAUGAAUGAACAUCCAGUGAGGGCACAUCGAGCUAAAGUACACCAGGAAUUCAAACAGUACUGCCAACGAAAUGAGAGAAUCAACAGAGAUCUUAGUGACCUGGAGGCUUCUGUGGAAGAAAUGAGGGAUGACGUCAUCAACAGGAAAUGUCAUGUUGGGGUACAGGAUGUGGAAGGCCUAGCUAUGGGAUUGGGAAAUGUCAGUAAAAUGCUAGCAGAACAAAAAGUGUGUUUCCCUAUUCUGGGGGACGAUAUGAAGAGGGUUAUGUCUGGGGAGAUGGAGGUGGUAGUACAGGAAGAAAGAUUCAUCAAAGAAGAACCAGUCAGAUUGGAUCAGUGUUUGAAGAGAUGUAAAAAAUUAACUGGAACUCUAUUCACUUUAAAAAG